Molecule: messenger RNA, 186 nt
Organism: Cervus elaphus (red deer)
Lineage: Eukaryota; Metazoa; Chordata; Mammalia; Artiodactyla; Cervidae
Product: ribosomal biogenesis factor-like
Exons: 2
Coding region: 1-186 (61 amino acids)
Biological process (GO): ribosome biogenesis
Cellular component (GO): nucleolus
Source: RefSeq, a predicted model, not a curated record
AUGGCCAAGAAGAAACCAGGAGGACAGAAGUCCAGGAAUGUAUUCCAUAUAGCCAGACAAAAAACCUUUAAGGUUAAAAAUAAAGCAAAACCAGUUACCACUAACCUUAAGAAGAUAAACAUCCAGUGUCAUGAAAACAUACUAGUUAAUGUUGAUGAAGCCACAAGAUUAAUGCCUCAGUUGUAA